AUCAACGCAAACCGACGAAUCCGACUCGAUGUAAACAAACGUGGGAUGGAUAUUUGUGUGGCAUACUUGAUUGCUUUUCGCAGUUGCCUUUGUUCGCAUGACGGCUAAUUACGUUUUGAUUCCGAGCCCCUGUGGUGUCGUCACUGUUUCUCGGCAUUUCUAAGCUCACUCGGAAGAGGCUGGAAAAACCGACUGCUGCGAUGAGCCGAGAGCAGCAGCAACUCGUAUCCGUCAUACGAGGAGUGCACGAGAAGUUGCGCUUCGACUACCAAUCAACUGGUGACGAAGAGAGAGUCUGGGAGAGCCACUGUCGGGAUGCGGAGUUGCGAAAGCGCUACGCCGACAGCAUGUUGAGACUAGCCACCACCAUCUGGCCGUUCAGGGACAGGAUCGAGUGGUGUCAUCAAACCCUGAGGAGCUACUUCUACGAGGGUGGCCUCAAGAGGGCCUUGCGGUCCCUGCCGUCCUUCGAUCAGAACGCAGAGUCUGCCAUGGAACACGCCCUCAGACUGCUGCAACUGCCACCCGGAGGCAAAGUUCGUCUGCUGGACGUGGGGAGCUGCUAUGACCCUUUCAGGUGUUAUGAAGACAUUGAAGCCGUUGCCGUCGACCUCACGCCCGCACGCGAGGGAGUGCUUGAGUGCGACUUCCUGAAACUGAGGGUCACGGACCCCUCCGGCGGGCGGUGGUCCCCCUACGUGCUGACCAAUCCGCUGGUCGAGCUCCCCGCGGCCAGCUUCCAGGCAGUGGUGAUGUGCAUGGUCCUGGAGUACUUGCCGAGCUGCCUCCAGCGCUGGACUUUCUGCCGGAAGGCGGCCGCCCUCCUCAGGCCCUACGGCCUCCUCCUGGUGGUCACCCCGGACUCUAAGCACCAGCAGAGGAAUGCGGCCAUGGUGGCCAGCUGGAGGGAGGCCCUGGGCAACCUGGGGCUCCCCAAGCUGCGCUACGAGAAGCGGCAACACCUGCACUGCAUGGCCUUCUACCGAUGCGGACCCACGCGGGAACUUUCGGAGAACGAGGAGGCUGCGGAGGCGCGCAAGAUGUACAUCCCGCAGGACUCAAGGGACUAUGUGGCCCUCUUCAGCAGGGUGGCGGUCGAGGAGAGGGAUGAGGCGGGGGACGUGGCGCUCGGCGAGGGCUUCUUGGAGCUUCCGGACUGUGUAGAUCUGUAGUCGCGGCACGGAUCUACCAAUGCGUAGUGACGAAAAUUCAUUGGACAAAUAUCGUUCAUCUUGGCCGUCAGCGCCACAAACGGUUUCAGAGUAACCGAAUGGCCCGUUCAGACACUCCCGUUUGCUUAGGACCGCAUCCUUGCGACCUUAUAUGACGAGAGAACAUGCUGGCACCAUCUGCAAGGUGACUGUAUUUCACUAGAGACAAAGUUUUACACUAUCGAAUCCACAUACUAUCCCUAGUCGUUUAUAACAUUGUCAAAAAAUUUUCAAGGAAAAAAAAAAAGACUUGCACAAAAAAAAAAAUUAGAAAUAGGAUGUGUUCAGCACGCUCAUAGUGGUGUCACACUUUUUUUUUUUUUUUCAAUUGAAUUUUUUCACGGGGUAGAGAAAUGUUUUCAGACAACGAUAAAAACCUUACUUUUGCGAGAAACUUUCUUGUAUGUAUUUGCGAGAAAAAAUUGCACGUAAGAUGAGGUUGAAAAUGGGACUUUCCCAAUUGCGCAUUGAUGCAAAUUUGAAGGCACCUGGAAUAAAAAAUACAACCGUCAA
Molecule: messenger RNA, 1724 nt
Organism: Ixodes scapularis (black-legged tick)
Lineage: Eukaryota; Metazoa; Arthropoda; Arachnida; Ixodida; Ixodidae
Gene: Samtor
Product: S-adenosylmethionine sensor upstream of mTORC1
Exons: 5
Coding region: 201-1172 (323 amino acids)
Biological process (GO): negative regulation of TORC1 signaling
Source: RefSeq, a predicted model, not a curated record